This is a messenger RNA of Cynoglossus semilaevis (tongue sole), 3982 nucleotides long. It is a transcript of the gene pibf1, whose product is annotated as progesterone immunomodulatory binding factor 1. The record is from RefSeq and is a predicted model, not a curated record. Gene Ontology annotation, biological process: cilium assembly. The transcript has 18 exons. NCBI's taxonomy places the organism in Eukaryota, Metazoa, Chordata, Actinopteri, Pleuronectiformes, Cynoglossidae. Gene Ontology annotation, cellular component: microtubule organizing center. Bases 366 to 2663 code for a protein of 765 amino acids.
CUGAAAAAACCAACACAGUGUUUCGGUGGCGGUUUACAGGCAGCUCAGAGCGGGACCGUUGAAAAUGAAAACAAUCUAUAGUGUGAGGGUUUAUUUAGUCCGGAAUAACGAGUUGUUGCUGAAAGCGGAAAAGCUUUUUGUUUAAUUACGUGGCAGUAAGUUAAGCACACGGUUUUAAAUAACCGGAAGCCACAGUGUUUGUUUACGUUUUCUUUUCUCAGCAGACCGCCUCUGAAUGUAUUGUAUUGGCUUUUGUAAUCUCUGGUAAAAACGUCUUAAAAAUAAAAUAGCCACAUGUAGCCUUUUGCUAUUUCACCUCCGUACGUAACUUUAGUGUCUGAAACAGGAGGUAAAAAAAACUCAAAAUGCCUCCAAAGAAGCAUCAGCUGCGACUGACAGCAGUCAAUGCGUCUAGCUCGAUGGAUCCCGAGUCGGAGGACAUUAGCCUGGAGACCACCGUGCCAACCACCGAAGACGUGUCCUCAUCAGACGAGCAGAGAGACGGAUCCCAGAAAGUGACCCGUCAGCUGCUGGAGAGGAAGGAGCUGCUGUACAGCCUCAAGCUGCUGAAGAUCGAGCUGGCUCAGAAGAACCUCAUCAUAGACAACAUGAAGGCCGACCAAAUGUCUAAGAUUGAGGAGCUGGAGGAGAAACUUAAUGAUGCUGUGCAUCAGAAACAAAUACUGACCCUGAGGCUGGACAGUCAGCUGAAACUCGCUCAGGAAGAGAACAGGAAAGAGCAAACUCUGCGUAAACAGGAGAUGGAGACCAUCCUGCUGAGGCAGCAGCAGCUGGAGGAGACAAACCGACAACUGUGUGAAAAAGCUGGAGAGCUGCGGAAGUCUCUGAGAGAUCUGGAGAUCUCCCUGGACCGGUACCAGGAGCUGAGGGACCUCCCUGAGGACAAGCUGUCCAUACAGGAAUAUGUCGCUAUUCGUUUCCAUGAGGUCGUUACUCCACUGAAGGCUCAAGUGGCCGAACUGAGUGUAAAGAAAGGCAGUUUGAAUGAAGAACUGGACACACACAGAACACAGCUGAAGGCUUUGAUGGAGAGCUACGAGGAGGAGCGACGGCUGCGUGCAGAGGUGGAGCUGAGGUGCCAGAGACUGACUCUGGAACUGGCUGAUACCAAGCAGCAGAUCCAGGAGGGAGACUACCGUCUUGUCAACUACCCAAACAUCAAACGAGACCGUGACAACCUUGAAGCAGAGAUGAAGGAGUACAAACGGAAGUGUCACUCAUUAGACUUAGCUCACACGGCACUGAGCAGAGAAAGGGAGAAACUCAGUAAAGAGGUGGCGACAUUGCAGCAGGCAGUGGCUUUUCUGGAAAAGGACAAGGAGUAUCUCCACAGGCAGAACACGGAGCUGAGUGUUCGCUGUGCUCAUGAACAAGACCGUGUGGAGAGGCUUCAGGUGCAAUUAGAAGACACGAAGAAGGCCAGGGAGGAUUCCUAUGAAAAAUAUGUAGCGUCCAGAGACAAGUAUAAGAUGGAGUAUGAAAGCAAGUUAAGAGAAGAGCUGGAGAACAUCAGACUCAAGACGCACCAGGAGAUCGACAAGCUGCAGAGAUCCUCCAGGGAGAUGUACGAACGAGAGAACAGGAACCUGCGGGAGGCCAGAGACAAUGCAGUGUUGGAGAAAGACAGAGCAGUGGCAGCUGAAAGAGACACUCAGUCCAGAUACGACCAGCUGCUGGAACAGUUCCGUCAGCUGCAGCUGGGCACUGACAGCCGGGUGGCAGAACUGUCAAACCAGGCCAAGCUGCACUCCUUCGAAGCCCAACGUGCUCAGAUGGUCAAGGAGGAGACGGCAAAGGUUCUGGCCCAGUGUCAGAUGGAGUGUGAAAAGCAGCAGAAGAAGCUGGAGCUCCUCACUCAGGAGUUCUACAGGCUGCAGACGUCGUCAGAGAAGCGAGCGGCCGAGCUGCAGUCCCAGAAUGCCGGGCAGGCCCCACGCCUGGAGACCUACGAAAAACUGGAACAGGAGUUGGACCAGGUCACGAUGCAGGCUGCCGAGAUUGAGGAUGAAGACGAGGCAGAGAGGGUUUUGUUCUCGUACGGCUACGGAGCCAAUGUUCCCACAACGGCCAGAAGACGACUGAAGCAGAGUGUUCACCUGGCACGCAGGGUGUUGCAGCUGGAGCGGCAGAACACGUCACUCAGACGGGAGCUGGAAACACACAAGUCGCAAGCGGGACAGGUAUCUGACGAGUUGUCAGCAGCCAGCCGUCUGUUGGAGCUGACGCAGCAGCCUCACAGCUACCUGAUCGAGACGGUACGACAGAGGGACGCACAGAUCAGCACGCUGAAGGAGCGCGUCUCCUCGCUGGAGGAUGACGUCAGUUCUCUGAGGAAAGAACGGACUGCACUGCAACAUACCAAAAACAUCAUGGCUGCCGAUCUGGAGAAACUUCUUAGUCAUCAAGAGGAGUUAGCUAUGAUGAAGCAGGUCCUCGUCAACAUGCAGUCCAAACAGGGAGACACUGGGAGUCCGCCGGAGUUGUCCAAACCAGCUGUCAGGACGUGCGGUGCAGGGAGGCAGCAGUCCAAACGUGUGAACAGGGCUGCAGUGGAGGAGUCACCAAACAAACCCAAACCCAUUGUGUUUACCCAUAGAGAAGCUACGGACUGGCGCCGAAAUCCCAAGCAGAAACCAAAAUGAUUGUCAUCGAAACAAGACCUCUGCUGCGAUCGACUGGGUCUCACUCAGGUCUAACAGUCUUAUGAUUUACAUCUGAACUCUUUGGAUUUUCUGAAGCUGUGAAUUACUCACAGAAGGCACAGAAAUCAUUCCUCUGGUGUUUGUGUUUUGUUUUCUUCCCUGGUUACAGAUUAUUUGGUGAGGAUAAAUCCUCAUCUUCAUCCUGGUCCAGAACUAGAAGGUAGUACCUUCCAACGGGGUACACAUUCCCACACUAAGAGACUGCCCAAAAAUUCCUCUUCCUUGGCAGGGCUGUGUUUUAUUAGGUCUGUCUAUCAUUAUUUAUUCAUCGUUUCCAGCUUUUGCAGAUAACGGUGGCCACGGACAAAUACGGUUGAAGGAAACUCGGCUUUUGAUUCACACGAGCCGAGACUCCUUUGGCUUUAAAUAUAGACAUAGCAGACAUACCUUUUAUCAUUUCAGACCAUGUUCUUAUCGGUGUCAUAUUAAACACCAGCAGCGACUGCUACUCAGCUUGUUUGUCACUUUUCCUUAUCUGAGAUCUUUUUUUUUUUCUUCUAAAAGAGUCAGGUCAUAGUGCAACACAAAUCCACCUCACUUGCUUUUUAUACUAGAACAAACAUCACAUUAGAACUUAAGAAAAGGCUUAUCUGAGCUCUGACUAAACAUUUUAUGUAAAUAUCGCACAGUGUCAGGUUUUAACAUUUUAUCUGCUUAAUGUACAGUCACAGCUUCAAAACGGUAGGUGUAAAAUGUGUCCCUUUUUUGUACUUUCUAAAUAGCAUUAUUCUUCUAACUAAACAAUGUAGAACGAUUACUGUAAAGAUUUUCAAAUAUUGUUUUUUUCUGAAUGAGAUACUUAAUUGUAAUAACUUUGUACAAUUGUUACAUUUUAUAAUUAUUAUGAGGAUUUUUUUUGUUUGUUUUGGCUUGGAUGUUUCUUUUAUUUUGUAAAUUGGGUUUAAUUUUGAAUACUGCUUUUGUUUUUAUUGUAUUUGCACCAUUUUAUUUUGAAGCAUCCUGUCACUGAGUAUUUAAAGGUGCAGUAUUUUUUAUUUAUUUAUUCUAGAUUUUACCAAUUGUUUAUUUUUUUGUAUGUGAAAUCUGUUGGAAAUAUUUGAAUGUACCUAUUUUUUUAUACCCAAUCAGUGUCACCUGAGAAUAUUUUGUUUGUUUUGUCUUCAUUGUCACAAAAAACACUGUGAAAUCCUACCACAUGCACCUUUAACUGAUAUACAUGGACUAAAUAGAUUGUAGACACAAAUAAAACAGUUGAGGUUGUCUACAUUUUUAGACAAACUCAUUGGUGUUCACCACAA